Messenger RNA from Apis cerana (Asiatic honeybee), 3019 nucleotides. RefSeq names its product SHC-adaptor protein (gene Shc). Gene Ontology annotation, cellular component: plasma membrane. NCBI's taxonomy places the organism in Eukaryota, Metazoa, Arthropoda, Insecta, Hymenoptera, Apidae. The record is from RefSeq and is a predicted model, not a curated record. Gene Ontology annotation, molecular function: receptor tyrosine kinase binding. Gene Ontology annotation, biological process: cell surface receptor protein tyrosine kinase signaling pathway; intracellular signal transduction.
UAUAAUUUUAUAACUUAGUUUUAUUUUCAAUUAUUAUUAAUGUUAUACUAUCUUAUUUUGAAUCGAAUCGGUAAUGUCGGUAAUAGAAUGACAUAAAAUGUAAAAGAGCUUAGUGUCCCUGAAGCAUGAGAUAAAAAAAUACAUUGAAGUUAAAACUAUUUUGUAUCUCGUUUGUGUCCAUAGAUUAGUUCAGUCGGUGAUAAAGGAAAUUUCAUAGUUAAAUUAUCGGUAAUUUAUGUUUAGCGUAAUAGAAUUUUGUAAGGUAGUAAAUAUAUCUUCUAUCUUUGGUAGAGCAAGAAAUGCUAACCAAUACGUAUUUAUUUUAAUAUUUUUAAAUUUAUAUAGUGAUUAAAAGAUUUUUAUGAAAUAAUCAGUAAAAUGUAUACAUAAUCAGUAAAAUAUUGCAUUGUACACAUAUGAUUUCAGUAAUCGUUUGCAAGAUAUGAUCUCAUUUCCUGUUAUAAUGUAUACAUAUAUGUAUAGAAUUUAGAAAUGGCAACUGGAGGUAGUAGUUUUAUAAGUAAACCAGCUAGAGGAUGGUUACAUCCUGAUCAUUUAGUGAGUAAAGAAGGAAUUACUUAUACUGUUAAAUAUAUAGGAUGUCUAGAAGUAUAUACAUCUAUGAAAAGUUUAGAUUUUGAAACAAGAUCUUGUGUUGCCAAAGAAUGUAUAAAUAGAGUUUGUGAAGCAGCUGGUUUAAAAUCUGCAGAUAAAAAAAGAAGGGUGGAUAGGAAAGUAUUAAGAGCAAUAGCAGAUAAACCUCGCAUGGAACAUACAGGUGCUACAAUAAAUUUAACUAUUAGUAGCUGCAGUUUAGCUUUGACUAACAUAGAAAAUGGACAUAUUAUUGCUAAACAUGAAAUGCCACGUAUAUCUUUUGCUUCAGGUGGAGAUACGGAAAUAUUGGAUUUUGUUGCAUAUGUUGCUAAAAACAUGCAAGAAUGGCGUGCUUGUUAUGUAUUAGAAUGUGGUGGAGGAUUAGCACAAGAUGUUAUAUCCACUAUUGGACAAGCUUUUGAAUUACGAUUUAAAGAAUUUCUUACAAAACCAGCUUCAUUACAUCCUAUAUUAAAUGGCAUACGAGAAGCAGACAGAGAUUAUUAUAAUGAUCUGCCAGGUAAAGUACCACCAGAUAUUGGUCCUCCACCAGUUCCACCUUUACCAACUUCAGCAUCAACUUUACCCAAUUUGAAACAUCAUCAUUCUGUUCAAAAUCAUAUAUCACGAAGCAAUGUACAAAAUUCUGGUUUACAUGAUACAUUUUCUAUCAGCUCUGAUAGACAUCAUCAACAAUGGGCAGAAACUGGUAAUUUAAUUGAUCUGAAUUCUGAUGGAACUUCAACAAAUUUCAAUAUUCCUCCUGAACAUAAUUAUGUAAAUGAUAGUGUUAUAGCAGCUACCAGAGAAAAUCAACGUGAUCAAACAUCACUUUUUGAUGUGUUUGAUAUGCAGCCAUUCAGUUCUGCAAUAUCAGAUAUGAAUAAAUUAAGUCCACAUUCUCAAAAGCAACAAUUAAAACAAGAGAUAUGGUUUCAUGGUAGCGUUAGUCGUGCUGAAGCAGAAUCAAUGCUAACAAGAGAUGGUGACUUUUUAGUUAGAGAAUCUCAAGGUUCGCCUGGACAAUACGUUCUUACUGGUAUGAAUAAUAGUACACCAAAACAUUUAUUACUAAUUGAUCCAGAAGGCGUAGUUCGCACAAAAGAUCGCGUUUUCGAUAGUGUUAGUCAUUUAGUAAAUCAUCAUUGUGACAAUGUAUUACCAAUUAUAUCAGCAGAUAGUGUUUUAGUACUUCGGUAUCCAAUUCCUAGACGUACGAAUAAUUGAUUUUUAUAUUAUAAUAUUGCACAAUAAGUAAGGUUCACAUUUGAUAUCGAUCAAUAUUGGAUAUAAAAUAUCGAUAUCGAAUAUGGUGCCUUCUAUAACAAAAAUUUUAUGUCAUGAAUACCUUGUUUUAAAAAGUAAGAAGCAAAAUAGAAAAGAGUUUAUUUCAUCUUAUUUUCGUUUCUAUAUUAGGAAGAGGAAUUAUUAAUAUCAAAAAUUCAUUUGUGAUUAAUAAUAUUACAAUAGACAGAAAACUAUAUUCAAAAUUUAAAAAAUUACUAUUAAAUAUUAAAUUAUAAUAUUCAAUCAACUUUUUAAUUAAGGUAUUUUUAUGUAACAAUUUUUUUUGUAACAAAAAAAAAAAUAUCUAUAAAAAAUAAGAAUAUUUACAAUAUGUUUUUAUUUAAUUUAUUGAUUUAAAUUUUUUAUAAAAUUUUUAAUAUAAUUACAUAAAAUCUUAACAUAACACAUAUGUAUAUUUAAAUAUUUGCAAAUAUUUUCAAAUUUAAAAAUUGUGACAAUAUAUGAAUGAAUUUCAUAUUAAACUUAAUAUACCAUUUAAAAUAUUUCAAUGCUACAUUUGUCAAAUAUUAACAAGAAAUUUGCUAAUUAUGAUCAAAAUCAAUUAUUCAAUAUAAUGCAAUAUAAAACCAAAUAUAAUUCUUUUCUAUUUACUCUAAUUCAAUUAACUUUUAUAUAAUCAAAAUGAAGUAUAUUCGUCACUACUACUAUUAUUAUUAUACUUCGAAAUGUGCCACAAUUUAAUUUUCUGAUUCGGUACUUACUGAAUAAAAUAAAACUAUAUUUCAAGUUUUGUAAUUUUAUCAUAUAGAUCGUAACUUUCAUAAAAAAUGUUUUUGUAAUUUCAUUUUAUAAUGCUCAUAAAAUAAUAAUAUCUAUAAAAUAUAUAUACAUAUAUUUUUACGAAUUUUGUAACGUCCCGAUAGUAUGAUGUUUUGAUCUGAUAUUUAUGAAAUAAUCUUCAUUUUUAAUCUCAAUUUUAAUAAAGAGAAUUAUAUAUUUAUAUUCUACUUAAAAUAUAACAACCAAACUGAAUUUUAUAUUCUGCAUAUUUAAUAUAUAUAUGAAUCGAAUCUCUAAAAAAUAUCACAUUUGCAUUUUUAUAUUAUGCGCUUGAAUAUGAUCCAUUGUAACGUUGUAAUUUUUAGUAUUAAAAUAUAUAAAUAAUAAUAUUUAA